GGCGUAGUAACUCAUUUGAAGCGUACGGAGACAGGAAGAUCAUGACUGUCCUUUCCUCCUCUCUCAACUUGGUGAUCCAUUGACAGACCAUCGGCAAUAUGCCAGAAUCCAGGGUCGCUCUCUUUCUCGGUGUUGAUAUUUCCAUCACGGUUCUAGCUCUAUCCGUCGUCAUACUGAGAGUCUGGCAUCGAUGGUCGCAAAGCCGGCUCACAAUUUCAGAUUACCUGGUCAGCACGGCUAUGCUGGCUGCCGUCGUACAUCUGAUUCUUGAUAUUACCAUCACGGCCGCAUUUGGCUAUGGCCGUCACCAAAGAGAUCUCCCGCCAGAUCUCCAAGGGUCCUACAAGACCAAUCUCAUGUUCUGGCUUAUCCAAAUUUUCACCAAGCUUCCCCUAUUGUUCAGUAAACUCUCCCUAACGUUUGUUUAUCGCGACCUCAUGAGCCUCGUCGAUCAUCCCCUCGUCAGAUUCUCACGUGCUGUCAACUAUACCCUUAUAGUCGUUCUCGGAGGUUUCUUUACUGCUGCUACGCUCGUGAGCAUGUUCGCCUGCAACCCGGUCUAUAAAAGUUGGCUACCCAAGGUCCCGGGGCACUGCAUUGAUACGACUAUCAUGUUCAACUAUGUCACUGGUUCCGUCAAUGUGUCUACUAGUAUAUGCUUGAUUUGCAUUCCAUUACCAGUGUUAUAUCUGGCCAAGAACAAGCGCAUUGAGGUGAAGCAGUUGACUGCUUUGAUCCUUUUUGGUUUGAUCGAUACUGUAGUAUCCAUAGUCCGGCUCUACAUGAUUACCGAUCUUUACAACGUCAAAAGAGAUUUCACUUGGCUAAUCAUCCCCACACACAUCAUGAUCGUCGUCGAGAUGAAUAUUACCAUCAUUGCUGCCUCCUUGGUGGUCAUGCGACCCUGCUUUCAAGCCAUUUUCGACCUCGCCUUCCCCACGUCUCUCUACGCUAGCCACAAUGCAUCCAGCCGCGGAGAUUCCAACUACAACAGCAGGAGGUCGGAUGGAUACGUCAUGAGCCUGGAUGAUAACGAUGGCGCAGUCCGGCACGAAGAGUCUACUGGCAGGCGAGGGACAGGGGAGAGAAUCUUGAAGACAGUAGAUAUUGAAUUGGCGAGCAAGGAUGCGAGUACGGAAGACAUACUUAAAGAAAUCCGAUUACGAAAUCCAACUGAUCGACCAGAAUGGCACAACAAAUAAUCUGGGUAUUGAUCUACAGUUCACGUGAUCGAUCUUGCCGCAAGGUGGCCGACCAAAAUUUACUGGAAACCGUACAUAGGCAACGCACUUAAGCGUAGAAUAUUGCAACAUGCAGAGAGAGGGACCUACAUUAAGCAGAGCGUUCUAUGGUCGGCGAUGGUGACAUCGCCAAUUGGCCAAGCUUACUAAAUGUAACAUCAAGAAGGGAAGUGAACCAAGGGGCGAGGAAUCUCGAGAGUGUUACCCAGGCAAGUUAUAUGGACGCCGUUUAUUUGGUGUCUAACCUUUUGCAGGAAAUCGUCAAAGACCAGCUUUCACAAGUCUAUUGCACUAUUAGCGACACAAUAUAUUUAAUUUGCUUAGAGCUUGUUUUGAAGACAAGUUGUGAAGAGUAUUUAGGAAACACCACCUAGUUCACAAGAGGUCAUAGAGUUUGUCUUGCGUCCAUAUAUAGAGUUGCAAUCUCAGAUUUAGAUAUAGUUACACAUUGCGAGUUUGCAUUUUCUUCCGUCAG
This is a messenger RNA of Trichoderma atroviride IMI 206040, 1716 nucleotides long. RefSeq lists its product as uncharacterized. The record is from RefSeq and is a predicted model, not a curated record. NCBI's taxonomy places the organism in Eukaryota, Fungi, Ascomycota, Sordariomycetes, Hypocreales, Hypocreaceae.